Messenger RNA from Ectocarpus siliculosus, 525 nucleotides. NCBI's taxonomy places the organism in Eukaryota, Phaeophyceae, Ectocarpales, Ectocarpaceae. The record is from the annotation of a GenBank genome assembly.
AUGGAGGAGGAUUCUUCCUGCGAUGGGGCCGAGGGGGAAGAGUGCGACUCAGCAACACCAGGAUCGCCAGCACCGGCAUGGAUGGGCGAGUCGACCGCGGCAACAGCGCCGGGGCCCCCGACGAAUGCAACGGGAGUUCCGACGAAGGGAACACCGGGGGUAGCGACACGACGGGAGAGCGGCUUGCAGCGACGGGAGAGCGGCUUGGAGAGUGCCUUGAGUGAGGACGAGAGGGGGGGCACCGUCGCCGCCCCCGCCGCCGCCGGAGGGGGGGGGUCUGCGGGCGGGGGGCGGGGUGAGAGCGCGGUCGCUCUGCUGGCGAGUGUUGUGGCCAUGCUCAGAGAGCAGCCGGGACCAUUUAGCCCCAAUCCAGCGAGGCGGGGAGUGUCGUUUCGUUGCGGUGAGGCGUGUGGUGGGUACGGGAGUCCGGGUCAAGAAUCCUGGUUUUGUUUUCCGAAAGUUCGAAUGUCCUACACAUCAUCAUUACCAACAGGUGCACCUCCCUCCGCACUGACGCAAUCAUGA